Molecule: messenger RNA, 522 nt
Organism: Echinostoma caproni
Lineage: Eukaryota; Metazoa; Platyhelminthes; Trematoda; Plagiorchiida; Echinostomatidae
Source: the annotation of a GenBank genome assembly
AUGUUCUUCACAGCCUAUCACGUCUCGGGUGGGGGGAGGGUUGGUUAUCCGAGCGAUGAGGCUAUUCUCCCAUUCGAAGGAUUCACCGCUAUUUUUAUUGUACCGAACACGGUUGAUUCGAGCACACUGGUGGAAUUCAAUCUGGAAGAAGGGGCUUGUGAAUUGCAAGUUCUUUGCAAAAAAAGUGUGUGCACGAUGAGUCUUUCCAUGAGUCAUACACCACUGUACGAACUGCCGAUUCACGAUAUCCCAUCUGGUGGUGUGCACGAAUUUAUGGAACGUGGGAAUACGGACGAGUCGAAUGUGUUCAUUUUGAUCGCUCAUCCGGUUCGAAAAGUGGAGGACAAAUGGAAACAGUUUAUCAGUGUGUAUCGAAGAAUGCAUCGAGUGACAGACGGGGAUGCGGAAAUCGAUCGAAAUUUGUUGUAUCGUCGAUGUGGUGGAAAUAGUAUCAGCACAUCCAUGACCGUGAACGAUUCCAUGAUCAAGGUGAGCAGUGCAAAAAUUGUUUUCAUUUUUUAA